AUGCCACCACAUGCACACGCUUCUUCUCCAGAUGUAGUCGAAGGAUUACCUGCAUAUGACGUCGAUUACACCGGAUCUAAGCCUUUCAUGUACAACUUCACCUCUCAAUCCGUCAGCCAAAGCGUAUCAUCAUCUUCACUGGAAAUCGAAGUAGGCGUCGUACCGGACCACAACGCAGCCAUGGCGGAUGUAUCAAACAACCACCACCACCCAUCAUUGCCGGAAGUAUAUCCGACUCCUGUGUCGGGUUUCGAUCGUGAAGCCAGGGUUUUAAGAUACAAAGAAAAGAGGAAGAACAGGAGGUUUGAGAAAACGAUUCGAUAUGCUUCGAGGAAGGCAUACGCAGAAACAAGACCCAGAAUUAAAGGAAGAUUCGCCAAGCGAACUGAAAUCGAUCUAGAAGUGGAAGACACCUUCAUUUCCCCAGAUUCCUCAUACGGCAUCGUUCCAUCCUACUAAUUAUGUUUUUCUUUUACAUUUUUUUCGUACAUGUGUGUUUUUUGUUAAUCCAUGUGUAUAUAUAUAUUAGAUGACCUCUUAAUCAAGUACUAUUUAUAAUAACUAUAACUUCAGGAAAG
Molecule: messenger RNA, 578 nt
Organism: Lactuca virosa
Lineage: Eukaryota; Viridiplantae; Streptophyta; Magnoliopsida; Asterales; Asteraceae
Source: the annotation of a GenBank genome assembly